GGCUAAACCAGCUCUAUAUAUGACUCAUAGGUGGAAAAACAAAACCGAAUGGGCGGAAGUAGGCUAACCGAUAAUGAACAAAAUGUCAUCAUCAAAGAUCAAAUGAAUCGCUGCACAUCACUUCGCUGGUGAAAGAACAAGACACACAAGUGUUAAACAGGAAAUGACAAAGAAAGACUUUACAUUUUUUUUCCUCUCUCUGUUGGCUAUGGCCAGUGCUGUUGAAGACAGAGGCACAUGCUUUGGUGUCGGCCCUGGCACUAUAGCAGGUAUUAUAUUGGCUGAUGUUGCAGUGACGGUCCUCAUUGUUACUACCACCUACUGGUAUGCCAGCAAGCGCAGACAAAAGAAAGAAAACGCUGACGAAGUCUACAUGAAUGUCAGAGCAAACUGCAAAACAUGAGGAUCGAGACUGACAUGAACUGUGGAAGACUCACUGACAUUUAACAUCAUACGACACAGUAUGAUGAUAUAUAUGAUUUAUCUACAUUUUAGCACAGUUUGAAUACAUGGCUCUGGACUCUUAGGUGGUCAUAUGAUAGUUGCUUUGUAAAUAAGACAAAAUCUGUCAUAACAAAAGCACACUGGAAACUAAAAUUAUUAACUCGAUCUAGUAGAUUAUUAACAGCGAUAACUGCAGUGCAGUGAAGGAAAAACACUGCCACCUAGUGGAUAGUUCAGGCUCGCUACUAUUUUCUUACUCUAGAAGUAAAAGUGACUUAAAAUGUAAUGUGAUCAAGCUUUCUGAAACUCAAAAAAGAAAACCCGCAAUUUCCUCUUUUGGUUCAAAAAGGCAUGCAAUUAUGUAUUUCUACAGGCGUCACUGAGAAACGGCUGUAUAAGACAGAUAAACAUACCAUCUCAGUUUCUUUGCCACAGCUUUAGGUGAUUAGUAAGACGUUAUAAUUCGAGUCUAUGGCAUCAUAGCUUAAUAUGCAAAAAGUGCAGAGUUCUUAUAUUCCUCUGCACCGUUUGGUAUGCUGUAUAGUUUCUAUGCAUAUAAUUUAACAAUUAAUAAAUCCCAGAUCUUUUUAAAAAGUGGAUUUGUGAAUUUAUUUGAUCUCCAGCACAAUGCAAAAUUUAUUUUGCAAGUGUAUAUUGCAGAUUUGUAAAUGCAGUAUAACAUUUAUUUCGUGCUCUCUGUUAUCUAAUGAUCUUGACCUCCGAUUACAUGUGCUCUGUGCUGAUAAUGGAGCACAAGAACAGGCCUUAAUUUCUGCGGACUGUUAACCCACAAAUUAUCAGCAAAGAAAAAAACAUAUCCUGAUUGAAUAUGUGUGCUUUUAGAGUGAUAGCAUGUUCUUUUUUGUGUGUUGUUCUAAAUAUGAAAAGUAUCAAAUGACUGUGCACUGGAAUCUCCCAGAAAUUCCUGUCUAAAACAAGCACAAGACUGUGACUCCUCCACUGGGGGGGAAAAAAAGGAAGUAGAAAGAAAUGAAUCUUUACAAAAUACUUUUCAUCACAUAAAUUUUUAAAUGUAUUUGUAGUUUGCAUUCAAUAAUACGUAAUAAUUCUGUCACCAAUGUAGAAGAUCACUCUUAUUUGAUAUAGCUGUUUGUGAAUGAUUUGGAAUCAUUUAACCCUGAAAGACCCAAAUAUAGAAAUACUGUGAUUUUGUUUUUUGUUUUUUUUAACUCUUUUUUUGAAAUGUAUUAUACCCCACAGGCCCAACGUUGCAAUAUUACAACAUUUCUAUUAAAACGUACUAAAAUGUCAAAAAUGUAAAAACCAUUUCUGCUUUAGAGGCCUCCUACAACAAGUGAUUUCACUCAACACUGUCUGAACAAAUGUAGAGAACAUCUAAGAGUUAAUUUGCAGGGUGUACAGCUUAUGUAGCCCAUAACAAUAGCAUAUAUAUCUAUACACUAAUAAUCACACAAUAAUGAUAACCAGACAAAUCAUAUUUUUAUGAAAAUGAUUUAUUAUAAAAAAUAUGCUCAGAUUGUAUUUACAAAACCUGAUAAACUGAAAGAAAAGUUUGAUAUUGUGGUAUACAUGUUCAGUUAUGGUAGUUCCAUGUUGUUUAUGGAUAAUUCUUUCUUUUGAAAACUGUACUUUUUGCUAUAAUCUGUCAGAGCCGUGAUCAUGUCUUCUGACACAAACCUUCGGAAGUACUCCAGUGGUGUAUGGAAGGAGAUGGCAUUAUUAGUGAAAUCCUUACCAGGAAAAUCAGUUUGGAGACUGAUAAAAUCAUUUCUCAGCCAGUGAUACCUGUCACUGCGUAUGGUCUGUGUUCUUGAAUAGCUUGGUUUUGUUGGUGUGAUGUCCAUAUAAUCAUCAUAUAGAGUUUAUUUAUUUAUUUUUAUUUAAGUCAAGUCACAUUUAUUGAUAUAGCUCUUUUUACAAUGCAGAUUGUGUCAAAGCAGCUUUACAGUGAUAACUGGCAAAUAAUUUUGGCUGCACAGCAGCUCUUAAAGAAAAUGGUGUCAUUGUCCAGCUUAAAUAAAUUCAGUAUUGAUUCA
Ctenopharyngodon idella (grass carp) is the source of this 2462-nucleotide messenger RNA. RefSeq names its product hematopoietic cell signal transducer (gene hcst). NCBI's taxonomy places the organism in Eukaryota, Metazoa, Chordata, Actinopteri, Cypriniformes, Xenocyprididae. Bases 164 to 403 code for a protein of 79 amino acids. The record is from RefSeq and is a predicted model, not a curated record. Gene Ontology annotation, cellular component: membrane. The transcript is spliced from 5 exons. Gene Ontology annotation, molecular function: signaling receptor binding; phosphatidylinositol 3-kinase binding. Gene Ontology annotation, biological process: positive regulation of phosphatidylinositol 3-kinase/protein kinase B signal transduction; regulation of immune response.